Hemibagrus wyckioides is the source of this 1841-nucleotide messenger RNA. RefSeq names its product protein phosphatase 1, regulatory subunit 27a (gene ppp1r27a). NCBI's taxonomy places the organism in Eukaryota, Metazoa, Chordata, Actinopteri, Siluriformes, Bagridae. The transcript is spliced from 3 exons. The record is from RefSeq and is a predicted model, not a curated record. Bases 354 to 1037 code for a protein of 227 amino acids. Gene Ontology annotation, molecular function: phosphatase binding.
CUGUACAGUCAGAGAAGAACCCAAAAUGAGAACACACAAGACACAAGCACACUAAAGUAUACUAAGAAGGAAAGAGAAAACUGCGUGGACAAGACGCAAAACCUCUGGUUUGGAAAGUAAAGCAUUUGAGAAGCAUUUUGUGUUGGAAUUCUACGGAAAAAGUUAACAGACGAGGAUAAAGUAUUUAAGAAGGACUGUGAAGUAUUUCUGCUACUGUAUUUCUGGAAGUCUACUGAAGAGAAUAAGACAGAAAGUCUUAUCUUGCCUGCAUUUGGGGUUUUUUUCUGCAUUUUUCCUUCAUCUCCUCCUAAGCUCGGAGCAGCGGGGGAGGCCAAAGCAUAGUUAUAGCAGUAAUGAAGUACAGCUGCCAGAACCUUGUGUCUCAGUACACACGUCCGAGCACAUACACCCCAACACACUACACCCCUACCUAUUAUACUCCGAAGCACUAUUCCACCACCUCCUACUCUCCAAGCCACUACAGCACAGCAAAGUACAUGCCAAGCUACACGCCACCGGCUUACACCCCAGCUUACAAAAGCACUUCUUCCUCCUACAAGUCUGUCUACAGCAAGUCUUCACGACAUGUCAGCAACCACGCUACACCCGUACAGCAGACUCCCAUCGCAACGAGCAAGCCUGCUCGGACUGUCCGCUUCACCAAUGAUGUCAUCUUCCAGGACUAUGUACGCCAUGGAGAUCUGGAAAUGAUUGGCCGCUUUAUGAGAGCGAGGAAAGUGCGAGUGGAUACAAUCUUCCAUUCUGGCAUGGCAGCUCUCCAUGAGGCUGUACUCUCAGGGAACUUGGAGUGUGUGAAGCUCCUGGUAAAAUAUGGAGCUGAUGUGCAUCAAAGAGAUGAGGAUGGUUGGACACCUCUGCACAUGGCCUGCAGCGAUGGCUACCCUGAGAUUGCACGGUAUCUACUUUCUCUAGGUGCUAGUGCAGAAGCUGAGAAUUCAAAUGGUGAGAAACCAGCAGAUCUUAUUGACCCUGACUGCAAAGACCUGGUCAAACUGUUUGAAGUGGGCUGUGUUUAAGGGCCAGCAUGAGAAAAUCCAAAAGAACUGUAAGGAAACAGUUCCUCUGGACUCAAUCUGUCAGGAGAAUGGAACAAUCAAAGUAGCUUCUGGUUAUUGUUUGUUUUUUUUUAGAGAGAGAGAACUGAAAUUGGAGCAAGGACAUUCAUUUCUUUUAUUUUCUAGAAGGAUAUCUGUAAGUGAAACUGUAUGUAUUUGACGCUUUCCUUUACAUUUUCUGUAUACUUCUUUAUAUUGCCAUGUAUCAGUACUUUGGUCCGGCUAAUCCCCCUUCCCUACCAUGCCAUGAAGUUGCUGCACACAUACUAUCCCCUCUGAGUGUCUGAAUACAGUGCGACCUUCUCUGGAGCUCGUAUUACACUGCACCCUGACGGCAAACCCAGCCGUCUCGUUUCAUCAAUGCAAGUACGUCAUCCUGUUCAAGCCUUAAGUUUAGAGCAGGACAACUCUCAUAUAAAGUCACACAAGGAAUUAUUGUUAUGUUCACAGAUCUGUUAAUGACUUCUACACAAUUCUGAGAAGAAAGUACUUGUUAAAACAAUGUAAAUGUACUGGCAUGGGUUUGACCUGUACGCUGUUUAGGACAGCAGUGUGUCUCUUGCCUGCAGGGCAGCUUGAGACAACACUGAAAACAUGUACUGUACGUUUUAAUGCUAGAAUUUGUAUAUGAGCAACAUAAUAUACGUUCUGUACUGCUAAAAGUGAGUGCACUAUUUCUACAGACUUGUGGAAUUUCUUGUGUAAAGUCUUAUGUUUUUCCUCUUUUUUACUGAUUUCAUAAAUAAAGGUGCUUUUUAAUGCUUA